Messenger RNA from Aspergillus homomorphus CBS 101889, 1496 nucleotides. Its product is annotated as putative histone acetyltransferase (MysT1). Lineage: Eukaryota; Fungi; Ascomycota; Eurotiomycetes; Eurotiales; Aspergillaceae. Gene Ontology annotation, biological process: regulation of DNA-templated transcription. Bases 321 to 1394 code for a protein of 357 amino acids. The record is from RefSeq and is a predicted model, not a curated record. The transcript has a single exon. Gene Ontology annotation, molecular function: histone acetyltransferase activity.
UGCAGAUAUAUUAUAUUUAAGACUAUAGACAAAGGUACGACCAGCCAGGCGAACAUUCGAAUUGGGAAACACCCAUGCGUGUUGGUUGAAUAGGAUUCAGUUCCUAUUCAGGCUAAUCAAUCCAUAACUUCCUGCCCCAGGCCUGGUAUUGUACUUCUUACUACUACACCUACAGCCAAACGCCCAUUCCAAUGGCCAACCCACGGAAACACGUUCGCAAUUCAUUCUCACCAAAACAAUAGGGGCCUUCCUUGCCCCUUUCUCAAGCACAAUAUUCUUCAUCACCCUAUCCCUACUCGAUCUGGAAUCGUUUGUCUUCAAUGGCCGCCAACGAUUCCGCGACGCGUGCUGAGCCGUCAUCCUCCACCGACCGUAACGUGAAGCACGUCGUACUCGGUGACCUCCUCUUCCAGACCUGGUACCAGUCCAUCUACCCGGAAGAUCUGGUCAGCAAGGAUACAGACAGGUUGUACGUCUGUCGCUGGUGCUUCCGGUACUCGUGCAACGCGCACGCCUACACGAAACACACGCGCCUCUGCCCGCAACGGAAAUCACCGCCCGGGGUCAAGGUCUACGACCAGGGCGGAUAUUCAGUGUGGGAGCUGGACGGCGAACAUCACAAGCUCUACGCGCAAAACCUGUCGUUGUUCGCGAAACUGUUCCUCGAUCACAAGUCCGUCUUCUUCGACGUCGUGUCCUUCCUCUACUACCUCCUCGUCUUCACCGACCCCGACAACCCUAACGACUCCUACCAUGUGCUGGGCUUCUUCUCGAAGGAGAAGCUCUCCUGGGACGCCAACAACCUUGCCUGUAUCCUGGUUUUUCCCCCUUACCAACACAAGCAGCUCGGAAAACUGUUGAUGGGCGUCAGCUAUAAGAUCAGCUCCUGGGAGCGCGACAGCGGGUUGAUCGGCGGGCCGGAGCGACCGUUGAGUGAGAUGGGCUGCAGGAGCUAUGCGCGCUUCUGGGAGGAACGUGUGGCCAGACAUUUGCUUUUACAUGGCUGGAGGGCCGACGACGCAGAGGAAGCGGUAGUGUCACAGAAGUCCAAGUCUCCUAAAGGGUCGAAGAAGCGGCAUGCCCAUGAACUCAUGACAGUGCAGGACAUUGGAUUAGCAACAGGCAUGCUGACCGAGGACGUUAUUACAGCUCUUAAGGGCUUGGGAGUAGUGCAGCCGGCCACGCCCGCCAAGAAGCGAAAGUCGAAGGACUCAUCGGGAGCCGGGGAUGGCGCCGUCGUAACAGUACGAAAGACAACCGUUCUCGAAUGGGCUAGGCUUCAUCACAUGGCCUUAUGGGACCCGGUCAAAGACGAGGGGUUCCAUGGUAAAUGGGCUCCGACUGAUUCGGACGAAGAGAGCGAUGGGGACAGCAGCGAAAGUGGUGAUGGAUAGAGGUCUCUUGUGCGGCUGCUAAAAUCCCCUCUGUAUGCGCGCUUGUGGAAGAGCGCCUUGUGUAUUACUAUCUACGUACGCUACUGACCGUAUGGAAGCAAC